Galeopterus variegatus (Sunda flying lemur) is the source of this 1611-nucleotide messenger RNA. RefSeq names its product UDP-glucuronosyltransferase 2A2. Gene Ontology annotation, molecular function: UDP-glycosyltransferase activity. The record is from RefSeq and is a predicted model, not a curated record. The transcript has 6 exons. Bases 1 to 1611 code for a protein of 536 amino acids. Lineage: Eukaryota; Metazoa; Chordata; Mammalia; Dermoptera; Cynocephalidae.
AUGGUUUCCAUAGAGGAUAUUACCAUGCCUAAGAAGUUUGUCAAGCUGCUGAUUGUUCAUUUGGCUCUGACUGAAAUUGUUCUAAGUGGGAAUGUGCUAAUUUGGCCUACAGAUGGUAGCCAUUGGUUAAAUAUUAAGAUCAUUCUAGAAGAGUUGAUUCAAAGAAAUCACAAUGUGACUGUACUGGCUUCAUCAGCAACUCUAUUCAUCAACUCCAAUUUUGAUUCUCCUGUGAAUUUUGAAACGAUACCUGUUUCUUACAAGAAGAGCAAUAUAGAUUCUUUAAUUGAACAUAUGAUAAUGCUGUGGAUAGAUCAUAGACCAACUCCUCUCACACUAUGGACUUUCUACAAAGAACUAGGAAAACUCCUAGAUACUUUCUUUCGAAUUAAUAUACAAAUCUGCGAUGGUGUAUUAAACAACUCCAAGUUAAUGGCAAAACUUCACAAAGGAGAUUUUUCUGUGUUGGUAGCAGACCCAGUAACAAUCUGUGGUGACCUAGUUGCUCUGAAGUUAGGAAUUCCAUUUAUAUUCACGUUGAGGUUCUCUCCAGCCUCAACAGUGGAGAGACACUGUGGGAAAAUCCCAGCACCAGCUUCCUAUGUUCCUGCAGCCUUGUCAGAGCUCACUGACCAGAUGACCUUUGGCGAAAGGGUUAAAAAUACAAUAUCUUAUCCUCUGCAAGACUAUAUAUUUCAGUCCUACUGGGGAGAAUGGAAUUCAUACUACAGCAAAAUUCUAGGAAGAUCCACUACUUUAUGUGAGACUAUGGGGAAAGCAGAAAUUUGGCUAAUUCGAACAUACUGGGAUUUUGAAUUUCCUCGUCCAUACUUACCGAAUUUUGAAUUUGUUGGAGGACUGCACUGCAAACCUGCCAAACCUUUACCUAAGGAAAUGGAAGACUUUGUCCAGAGCUCAGGUGAAGAUGGUGUUGUGGUGUUUUCUCUGGGGUCCAUGGUCAAAAACCUCACAGAAGAAAAGGCUAAUCUCAUUGCUUCAGCCCUCGCCCAGAUUCCACAGAAGGUUUUAUGGAGAUACAAAGGAAAAAAACCAGCCACGUUAGGAACAAAUACUCGGCUCUACGAUUGGAUACCCCAGAAUGAUAUUCUUGGUCAUCCAAAAACUAAAGCUUUUAUCACUCAUGGUGGAACUAAUGGGAUCUAUGAAGCUAUUUAUCAUGGGGUCCCUAUGGUGGGAAUUCCCAUGUUUGCUGAUCAGCCUGAUAACAUAGCUCACAUGAAGGCCAAAGGAGCAGCUGUGGAGUUGAACAUGAACACAAUGACAAGGGAAGAUUUGUUCAAUGCCCUGAGAGCAGUCAUUAAUGAACCUUCUUAUAAAGAGAAUGCUAUGAGAUUAUCAAGAAUUCAUCAUGAUCAGCCCAUGAAGCCUCUAGAUCGAGCAAUCUUCUGGAUUGAGUUUGUCAUGCGCAACAAAGGAGCUAAACACCUUCGGGUUGCAGCCCACGACCUCAACUGGGUCCAGUACCACUCUCUGGAUGUGAUUGGGUUCCUGCUAGCCUGUGUGGCAACCGCUGUGUUCCUAGUCACAAAAUGUUGUUUGCUUUCUUAUAAAAAAUUUGGUAAAACAGGAAAGAAGAAAAAGAGGGAAUAG